Microtus oregoni (creeping vole) is the source of this 5100-nucleotide messenger RNA. It is a transcript of the gene Tarbp1, whose product is annotated as TAR (HIV-1) RNA binding protein 1. Lineage: Eukaryota; Metazoa; Chordata; Mammalia; Rodentia; Cricetidae. Gene Ontology annotation, molecular function: tRNA (guanine) methyltransferase activity; RNA binding. The coding region runs from base 1 to 4743 and encodes 1580 amino acids. Gene Ontology annotation, biological process: tRNA methylation. The record is from RefSeq and is a predicted model, not a curated record. The transcript has 30 exons.
AUGGAGCGGGUGUUGGCGGACGCGCUUCUGGCGCAGAGCCGGGAGCCCUGCGCGCUGCUGGGGGCACUGUGCGGCGGGGAGGCGAGUGCGGAGCGGGCGGAGACUCUGCGCCUGGUGCUGCAACGGCUGGAGGAGCGCGGCGCGGGCGCCGGCGGGCUGGCCGAGGCGGCGCACGAGGUGGCCAGGGGCCACCUGGUGCCCUGGCUGCACGCGUCCCCCCGUGGAGGGCCCGCGGGGCCGCGCGUGCUCCGGGCGGCUAGCGCGGCGCUGCGGUCGUGCGCGCGCCUGGCAGGGCCCGAACUGGCAGUGGCGCUGGCCGAGGAGGCGCUGCGCGAGCUUCCGAACGUGCCGGCCGUGGAGCUUCUGGCCGCCGUGGCGCCGUGUCUGCGCGCCCUCGAUGAUGCCCCGCUGCUGCGUCGCCUGGCGCGCGCGUCCGUGGAGCUGGCGCUGGCCGGGGACGCGCCGCCGGCGGUGGGCGCGCGCCUGCUGCCCGCGCUGGCACAGAGUGCAGAACCGGCGUUGCGCGCGGCUUGGGACGCGCUGGCUUCCCCGGGACCCGGAGCUGAGGGCCGCACUGGGCCAGAGCUGCUGGUGCUGAGCGCGCUGGCCGAGAAACUACUGUCGGCUCGUGCGCGCCAUGAGGACCUCGACGCGCGCCUCCGCGGCCGCUUCUGGAGAACCGUGCAGGCUGGACUGGGCUGCACACAGGACGCGCUCACGCGCAAGCGCGCGCGCUACCUGCUGCAGAGGGCUGUGCAGGUGUCUGCAGAGCUGGCGAUGGACUGUACCUGCGGUCCCCAGGACACAAUGGGUCCAAGCCUAUUCUGGUGGUCUGAGAAGAAAAAAGACGAGCUUCUAAAGUUCUGGGAAAACUAUAUCUUGAUCAUGGAAGUCCUAGAAGGAAAUCAGAUACAUGUCAUAAAGCCAGUCUUACCCAAGCUAAACAGUCUGUUUGAAUACGCAGUAUCAGAGGAAAAUGGCUGCUGGCUCGUUCAUCCCUCCUGGCUCGUGUGCAUUUAUACAAGAAUGUUUGAAAGCGAGAAUAAAAUCCUGACCAAAGAAGGUGUGAUCCACUUCUUGGAGCUGUAUGCCGUGAGAUCGCCUCCGUAUUCACCGGAACUCUCCGAGUUUAUCACUGGCCCGCUGAUGGAUGCCCUCUCAGAGAGCUGUCUGUACAGCAGAUCCCCAGGGCAACUGUCGGGAAGUGGCUCUCCCCUGGGAUUAAAGCUGCAGACGUUUCUGGUCGCUUACGUUUCUCUUCUUCCAGAAGAAGCAAAGAGUCGUUUCCUGUUGAAGUUCAUCCAGAGGAUGGCAGAUAGACACUGGUGUGCGGUGCCAGUGUUGUUCCUCUCCAGGGCUUUGGCAGGUGUGCCCAGAUGUAAGGCCCUGGGUGGAGAAGGGCUUCUAGCCCUCAGGGACAUUCUCCAGCGCACCAUGAUCACACACCAGGUCCUCCUGAGGGGGGCAGCACAGUGCUAUCUUCUGCAGACAGCCAUGCGUCUGGUGGACGUGGAGAAAGUGUCUCUUUCUGAUGUCUCCGCCUUUCUGGUGUCUCUGAGGCAAGAGGAGUCCUUGGCACGAGGGACUGGAUUGUGGACAGAGCUCUGUGACUGGCUGCGCAUCAAUGAAAAAUACUUCAGACAGUCCUCGAUUGGUGGCUCUGAUGGACACGAGACAUCGCUAAAUGCUUACGUGAAAAUCCUAGUUCAGGAGUUCGUGAAGUCUCCUGGUUGGGAAACAGGAGAAAGCGGCUUCAUGCCAGACUGGUUUGAAGCCAGGCUGACCUCUCUGAUGGUUCUGCUGGCUGUGGACGUGGAAGAAAUGAAGACCCAAUUCAGGGAAAAGCAGAGGACUCAGAAUGUGCUGCGGAUCUUCUUAGACCCCCUGCUGGAUGCUCUGGGGAAGCUGGGCACCAACGCCUACAUGCCCUUGCUGAGGAAUGACAGGUGCCUCCAGCUGCUGGUGAGGUUGCUGCGUUCUUCUGUGCCAAGAGGUUCCAGUGGCCAGGAUGAUGAGGUGUCCACCGUCCUCCAGACCUCCAUCCUGUCUACUACCGAGAGCGUGGCUCAGUUUGUGCUCAGGAGACUCACCGUGAACGAGCUACAGAGUGUGGCAGAUCUGGACCGCUGCCAGUUAUACCUGACGGUGUUGGCUGAGCUUACGAGUCUCCAGGUGAAGCUGGGCUGGAAAGCAGGCAACCCCAUCACCCGAAUCAUCUCUCCUUUGAAAAACGCAUGCAUUCACCAUCUGCAGGGGGCUGAGGACAAACAGGAACCAACCCUGGGCCGUCAGGUGCAGAGAGCGGUCAGCAUGGCUACCCUGGCAGCUCUGUGUGAGGCUGUGGACCGGCACCCAGUGCUGCAGCUGGAGUCUCCUGAUGCUGAGCCCAUGGACAGGUUCCUGUCAGCUCUUCCACUCAAUCAGAUGCUGAAGAAGCCCCACUCAGAGGAGCAGAACAGCUGUGUGCAUCCCUUGGAGAACGGCAGUGCUUUUGAAGAAUCACCAUCUUCUCAAGGAUGGGGGAAAACAGUGGCCCAGUAUCUGCACGAUCAGUGGGUCUGCCUCUGCUGGCUGCUGAGGAAACACCGCCUCCUUAUCCCAGCCACGGAAAGUGACACGCUGGAGUGCCGUCUCCCUGCUGUCCAGAUGCCUGUGCAGACCCUGCGGUCGGCCCUGGAUGUCCUCACCGUGCUCCCUGCCGGCCACAUCUUACCUGUGUUCCACUGCAUGGAGAUGCUGGUUCCCAAGCUCCUGACUUCCGACGAGUCGCUCUGCAUAGAAUCUUUUGACCUGGCCUGGAAAACGAUAUCUUCCCUGAGCAACACCCAGCUGACGUUCUGGCCUAACUUAAAAGCUUUCGUCCACUUUGUUUUCGAUAAUGAAAUUCUUACCGUUGCUGCAGAACUCAAGGGCCAGGCAUACUUCAGGAUCAAGGAGAUUAUGUGCAAGAUUAUCGAAAUGUCCUCCAUGAAAACAGGGGCCUUCAACAUUCUGAUCCGUCAUUGCUGCCAGUCUUGGGUAGCAGCUUCUUCUGGGGUGUCCCAGGGCUCACUCUCCAGUGCUAAGGAUUACAGUGAACUUGUCCUGGAGGCUUGUGUGUUUGGAACAGUGUUUAGGCGCGAUCAGAGACUUAUUCAGGAUGUCCAAACCUUCAUAGAAAACCUUGGACCCGACUGUGCGGCAAACAUCAUCAUAGAGGAUACUAAGAGAGAAGAUUAUUAUGUGCGAAUCUGUGCUGUCAAGUUUUUGUGUCUGCUAGAUGGCUCCGACGUGUCCCACAAGUUGUUUAUAGAAGAUCUUGCCAUCAGACUCCUGGAUAAGGAUGAGUCCGCAUCCAAAUCCAGAGCUCGCUACCAUGAGAACUCCCUCCAGCACCGGGUGAAGAACCGGGUGUGGCAGACGCUGCUUGUCCUGUUCCCCAGAUUUGAUCAGAACUUCUUGAAUGGAAUUAUUGAUAAGAUUUUCCAUGCUGGCUUCACCAACAAUCAAGCAUCUAUAAAAUAUUUUAUUGAGUGGAUUAUUAUAUUGAUUCUUCAUAAAUUCCCUCAGUUUCUUCCAAAGUUCUGGGACUGUUUUUCUUAUGGUGAAGAAAAACUUAAAACAAGCAUUUGUACAUUUUUAUCUGUUUUAUCACAUUUGGACAUCAUCAUUCAGAAUAUUCCGGAAAAGAAGCUGGUUCUGAAGCAGGCCCUCACCGUUGCCCUGCAGUGGUGUCUGAGCCACAACUUCAGCGUCCGACUCUACGCUCUGGUGGCCCUCAAGAAGGCCUGGCACCUGUGUAAAGCCCUGCAGUUCCAAGAGUGUGAUGCCUGGACCACAGUCAUUGAGUGCAGCCUCAGCCAGGCGGAAAGCAUGCACGGAGCAGGGAAUGCCAGGAAGAACUGGCAGCGCAUCCAGGACCAUUUCUUCUUCUCCACGUUCCACCCCCUGAAGGACUACUGUCUGGAGACCAUAUUUUACACCCUCCCACGGCUCUCGGGUGUCACUGAAGAGGAGUGGAUUGCCCUGGAUAAAUUUGCCAGCUUCACAGACAUCCCUUCCAAUGAAGGGUCCCCAUGGUACAGAUCUGAAACCGCACUGAGUGAGCUGAGUCCCGGAGACUGGUCCCAGCAGGACGGAGGGUCUAUCUUGGGUGAAGCAGACAGCCAAUCAGAGUGGGCAGAUGUCCAGAAGAAGAUCAUCCCGUGGGGACACAAGGCUCUGGAGUCAGACCUUGAGCUUCUGUUUCAGGAUCGGGCCGCCAAGCUCGGCAAGUCCAUCAGCAGACUCAUCGUUGUGGCCUCGCUCAUCGACAAGCCAACCAACUUAGGAGGGCUGUGCCGCACCUGUGAGGUGUUUGGAGCUGCGGCACUCGUGGUCGGCAGUCUUCAGUGUGUGGGCGACAGGCAGUUCCAGCACCUCAGUGUCUCUGCGGAGCAGUGGCUCCCUCUGCUGGAGGUGAGACCGGCGCAGCUGACAGAUUAUCUGCAGCAGAAAAAGGCGGAAGGCUACACUGUCAUCGGUGUGGAGCAGACAGCGCAGAGCUCAGACCUGGCCCAGUUCUGCUUCCCUGAGAAGUCGCUGCUCCUGUUGGGAAAUGAGCGGGAAGGGAUCCCAGCCGACCUGAUCCAGCAGCUGGACGUGUGUGUGGAGAUUCCUCAGCAGGGCAUCAUCCGCUCACUGAACGUGCACGUGAGCGGGGCUCUACUCAUCUGGGAGUACACCAGGCAGCAGCUGCUCGGGUGUGUGGGGCCUGCAUCCUGAGACUGAGCCUCGCCCACCAUCUCUCAUGGUGCUAAUGAUGGUGCCUUAUAACCUUCCGGACGGAUGAAAUAUUCUGAGAUGUCACAGGAUUAUCUGCAUCUCUCUAACCUUGCACCUCAAUGCCAAAACCUGUUUAUGUGCCUUAAAGUCUGUUACUGUAUAUUGUCCCCUAAAUCAAAUGACCUUUUUAAAUAUUUUAAGCAACUAUGGAACUCUUUAAAAAAUGAAUUUUUAAAAAUGUUCUUCCUAGAAACCAGUAUUGUCAGGGUGGCUGUGCUAACGGUGUGGAAGAAUUAAAGUUGUUACUUAUGGGCACCUGCGCAAAAUGUGAAUCUGCUCUCCAGUGAAGUUCUUUGU